UCAUAUUGACUACCGAUACGAGCCAAUUGCUACACGACGUGGAUAAACUCCGCCUUGCAGUGCCUCGUUAGUAUCACACGAGAGAACGCCUCUUACGUUAUAGCUCGUGUUGGAGGAGCUACAGAAGUAGCUUCAGAGUUGGCUACAGGUAUACAAGGGCUACGGACCAGUAUAAAGGCAUUCGAUAACUUUCAAAAGUCCACCACUUCUCCCUCUACAAUCAACUCAAUACCCACUUUUCAUUAAAUAACCUGCUUGUGAAGAUGAAGUCUCUUCUCUCCUUACUCAUCUUUGGCGUUGGUGUUGUCAAUGCUGCCGUCCAGGGUUUCGAUAUCUCGCACUACCAGAGUAGUGUGAACUUCGCGGCUGCGUAUAGCUCAGGGGCGCGGUUUGUGAUUAUCAAAGCCACAGAAGGCAACACAUACCAAGACCCCUCCUUUUCCUCCCACUACACCUCCGCCACUUCCGCCGGCUUCAUCCGCGGCGCCUACCACUUCGCGCGCCCGGACGGCGCCUCCGGUACAACCCAAGCCUCCUACUUCGUCUCGCACGGCGGCGGCUGGUCCGCCGAUGGCAUCACUCUCCCGGGUAUGCUGGACAUAGAGUACGGACCCGACAGCUCCUGCUACGGGCUCUCCACCUCCGCCAUGGUGUCUUGGAUCUCGGAUUUCGUGAGCCAGUACCACAGCCUCACGAGACGGUAUCCGAUGAUCUAUAGCACUAACGAUUGGUGGACGACGUGCACGGGAAAUAGCAAGGCGUUCUCGGCGAAUUCGCCGCUCGUGCUGGCGCGGUAUGGGAGUUCGGUUGGGGCGAUUCCGGGGGGGUGGGGGUAUCAGACGAUAUGGCAGUAUAGUGAUUCGUAUGCGUAUGGCGGGGAUGCGGAUACGUUUAAUGGGUCGUUGGAUAAUUUGAAGAAGCUUGCGACGGGGUGAGUGGGGCGAGGAUGGUUGUCUUGAUGGGAGUCUUCUCGGUCGGGAGAUUUAUGUGGUUUUGAUGAAAUGCCUUUGAUUUAACAACCGUUCAACGCUCAGCUACUAGGCAAAUCUAACGACCCAAGAAGGGCAUUGUCCAUACUUUUAUUU
This is a messenger RNA of Mytilinidion resinicola, 1085 nucleotides long. RefSeq names its product putative N,O-diacetyl muramidase. The transcript has 3 exons. NCBI's taxonomy places the organism in Eukaryota, Fungi, Ascomycota, Dothideomycetes, Mytilinidiales, Mytilinidiaceae. Gene Ontology annotation, molecular function: lysozyme activity. Bases 264 to 935 code for a protein of 223 amino acids. Gene Ontology annotation, biological process: cell wall macromolecule catabolic process; carbohydrate catabolic process; peptidoglycan catabolic process. The record is from RefSeq and is a predicted model, not a curated record.